Neocloeon triangulifer is the source of this 7173-nucleotide messenger RNA. RefSeq lists its product as uncharacterized. The record is from RefSeq and is a predicted model, not a curated record. NCBI's taxonomy places the organism in Eukaryota, Metazoa, Arthropoda, Insecta, Ephemeroptera, Baetidae. The transcript is spliced from 14 exons. Bases 327 to 1484 code for a protein of 385 amino acids.
GGUUGCCACAUUCUAUUAUGGAUUGAGAUUUUGCUCCGAACGAUGAGUCCACCCCGGUCUGACGAAAUCGAGAAUUUCAUGAAAAGAAUUUACCGACCAAAAAUAAAGCGCCGUUUAAUACGAGCGCAUAAUCAAAAAUUCCGAAAUUGGUCAGGACAUUCAGGGUUCACUCCAGUAGAUGGACCAGUCAUACCGGUUAUUGAAGACUUUCCUACAUCCUGUGAGAGCAUUUGGGCUCCCCCAUUAGGAUACCAAACAACGGCUCAUUACGUUCGUUCCAUUUUAACAUAUCAUACGAGAGCAACGGAGUGAUACUGGAUGACUGCAUGGUUGCUGCUAAGAGCAAACUCGGGGAAGAAUCUAUAGAUUUGACUGAAAUGCUUAUGCAAGUUUUGGAGGACCGCGGUGCACUUAGAGACAUUGGGUUAUAUAGCUUUGUUUAUUCAGCAAUGGAAUCUUUCCUUAAUGACAUGUGCCCACUGGUCAUCCGAUCUGAAGAGGCGCAAACACCUCUUGACUCUGUUGCCUCAGUUCCGACCACAAUGGAGAUUCCGUCCACUCCAUCUGUAUGUGCAUUCGGGCAAUGCCAGACAUCAACGGCUGUUCGCCCAACCCGCACGAAUGAUCUGGCCAGCAACCAAGCUUUCUGGGAACAGCUGUCGCCGAUAGCACCAAUCAGAAACCUGCAACAGCGUGACCAAGGCAAGGACUCGAAGCUUUCGUCCCCGCUUGAGAUCCCACAACGCAGAGCGACAGUCCUUUCAACCUCUUGGCCACCCUUUGGACGACAGAUGCAAACCCAGCGCCGCUUGCCUUUCUCACUUGAGAGGACACCACCAUCAACAAGUCGACAAUCAUCAGAAUUUGUGGGAGCAGCAGCGCUGUGGGAUCCGUUCUUUAGCCAGCCCUGGGAUUUGUCGCAGUGGGAACCUUCACAACUACACUCAAGCGAGCCAUCUUUAUGUCGCAGGCAGGGAGUGGAUGUGUCGGCUGCACGACUCUCUGAACACCACAUUGAUAAGGUCGUCCCUCUCCCCGACCUUAUAAUCACUAGGGCUGCACUGCGGAAGUUUGGCCAGGAUCAAAUCCAGCAGCGCAACAUUGAACAGGUGAUGGAUGAGCAAACCAAGGUCCAACAAGUUGAUGCAGAGGACAAGGGCAUCUGCCCAAUAUGUGGAAUGGUGUACUAUAAUGUGGCCAGCCUUAAAUCACAUAUGGGGCGUAGUCAUCAUGGGCUCAAAUAUGCAUCGUGCCCUCUGAUGCGGCAGUGCCGGAGAGUUUUCUGUGACAGCCGAGCCUACUACACCCAUGUAGUGGAGAGGUUGCUUGUCGAACACAACCUGGACACCAUUUCCUGCAAAUCGAGUGUAUGUCCUCUGUGCAAGACUACGGGUUAUAUCUUAAAAGUGGACAAUGUUGACAUCCCGCACCACUUCCAAGAGCACCACCAGUAUCUGCUGAGGGGAUGGGACCAGGAGCAGUAGAAGAGGAUUUGCCUGAAGGGCUGCAUGUGUCUACAAAGCUUGGUCCGAGGACGACAACUCCUGCAGGAACCGGCAACCGACCAUCUCGAACAUCCACAUCGACAAUGCCAGACUGACUUGGAUGCCCAGCUUUUCCCUUCUGCAACCAACAGCAACACCCACAACCAAGGCUGAACAACUCCUCAACCCUUCACACACCUGCAACGCAAACCAACCUCACUCGGAGUGCUGCGCUGUCAGAAUCGCUCCGGCCAGCACCUCUGAUUUUGGCGACUUGUAGCCGAGCAGAAGUGUCCCUGCCUGCAACCUGGAUGCCACAGGCCACCUCUGCUGCCAGUGCACCGACGCACCCUUCUCGAUCAUCACUCUCGCACUCACCCUCCUCCACCAGGACGACUGACGUCCUCAGCACCGGCCGACCACUGUGCCGUGCCCAGCGCAGACUUUGCGCCACCUCCAGGUCCAGCAUCAGCUGCCUGAAGGCAACAUCUUGAACUUCAUCGACAAGAACGACUUGUCCAGCACCGGCCAACCCACUGCGCCGUGUCCAGCGCAGCCAUUGCGCCCCUUCAGGUCCAGCAACUCAGCGCUACCUGAAGACAUCACUCUCUCACCUCAACUCCGCAAGACCGACUUGCCCAGUGACCACAGUCCGACUUGCUGUGCGUCACCACUUCCAUCAACAAGUUCCAGACUUGGAAAUCUUGCACCGCUGGCUCCCUCACACGCCGCAAGGACCGUCCCUUGCUUCUGCCUCCUAGAUGCCCAAGGACACCUUGUUUGCCGACAGCAGUAACUCGCUGUGACGACUCCUCAUCGUGCAAGCUGCCAACGACCGAACCAUCCAUCAAACUCAUCACCAUCGCAGGUCACCUUCAACCCCCACUUUGACACCUCCAGUGUCUGGGGAAGGCCCCUGUAGCAGCCGCCGCCUGGUGGCGCGCAGUGCUCCAAAUUACCACCUGAACAAGCCCACAUGGGCAGUGAAAGAAAGUUUCUGUGAGACUCUCAGGGGUGUGCUGGUCGCCCAUGCGCUGCCCCUUGCGUCGCGUCGUUAUCCUACCACCCGUCGCUCAUCCACGAACUCUGCAAGCAAAAUGAUCCAGGUUUUGUACUCUAUUAAUUCUUCAGCACAAAAUCCAGCUGAACUGUUACACACAAAUAAUUGCAGUGCAUGCUCGUUUCCAGUGUUGUUUUCCGGCCGGUUGAGAUAUUUUUGCUUUUUAUAUGUUUCGAAGUUUUUCAUGAGUGCUGAGUGUCCGCCCCCAGGCAAGUGUUUUUUAUUUUUGCUCUGGGCAGAAGGUAGUUUAUAUUUAGUGUAAUUUAUAAAUUUGUUGCGUCAUUCUUUCGUAAUCAUCAGAAAAUGAGUCUCUCUCUCUCUAUGCAUAAAGAAUUAAACACAGACUUCACUUAAUUCUCUCGACCAUUUUAAAUAGUUUUGAUACAAAACCCCUAGCGGGGGUUUGUCAUUGAAGCCCGCUGGCCGCUAAUUAAUAGAUGCCUCUGUUGAUUCGUUAACCUGUUUGUUUACGUGCCCGCAGCUGACUUAAGCUUUCUCCGUAUAGACUCACACUAGCUUUUGGAAGAGAGAAGAGGUGGGACAGGCCACUUUGGUUGCAUGAGAAACGCAUAGAGUAAAAAUAGGGAUUGUGUAGUGUAAAAAUCAGCGGAAACUAACUCUUAACUUUUGCAUAAAUAUACUAUAUCUUUCUACUCCUUCUCCAAUUCAUGUACUAAAAUAUCAUAUUGCCUUAAUUAUAUGUAAGAUAACGUUAACAAUUAAAAAAACUAUGCCAAUUACACAUGUUAUCCCACCUGCUUCCCACAAGUUGUACUGCAGUUUUGUUACAGUUUAGUUAAUAUAGCUGCGCUAAAAUGUAUUAUGUAUAUAUGUUUUAUUAUUUAUAGUUUUGUUGCAGAAUUUCCUUAUUCAUUUUGAGAAAUAUUCACCUAAAUAGGCAUUAUUAACAAAAUAAACGACUAGUGUUGCAAGGAUUAUUGAUCUGUUUAUUAGAGAGCUAGACUCGGAAGUCAACUACAAUGCAGUAGCCUCUCAACGGAUCUUUUAUUUCUGAGGCACAAAGGUCAGCACAAUGGCUUCCUUCACUGGCACUGGGAUGUUGGCUGAAUCAACUUUGCUCCUGGAUAAACUUUGUGUUAAUUUACGAGAACAAUGAAAUAGUUUUGCUAAAUACUUGGGCGCUAAUUCAGGAUGCUCAGAUGUGAUAAACACAACUGAAAGCGUGCUUGGUAUUCCUUCGAAGUCCUUGACGCUCACAUUCUUUGCCUCGGCUCCAGGAUUGAAGAGCACAAUAAAACCUGGGUUACCAGUUUUUGUCCUAAAUGAAAAAAAAAAUAAAAUUAAAACAAAUUCAACUAAAAUUUCAAUUUUCAGGAAUUGAAAAAUAAAUAAUGAAGCAACAAAAUUAAAACAAGAGAAACAGAAUAAAUUACUGUCAGUAAAUUGUUCCACAACGAAAUAUUUGACGUCUGACCAGCUAUCUAUUUAAACUUUUAACUAUUCCAAACAUAACAUGAAAUACCAUGUGCCGCAAAAGGCAAAAUAUUGCAGGUAAUGGGGACGGCAAUUGUUUUUUUUUAGCAUUUUAUUAUUAGCCAUGGGGCAAGACAUGAAGCAGGCGAUAGUGGCUGCAGGCAGGCGUCUCAAGGAGGUGGGUUGAUGGUCCUCUGAUGUGGGCAAUUUUUUUAAAUAAUAUAGCCAUUUUGUUUUAAUAUAAAUAUUGAGCAUUUUAGUACACCGCAAAUAUGCAUAUCCUAUCGAGUCAUGUGUGGUGCUUGGAAUUUUUAGCCGAUCAGCCAUGGAACAGUUCAUCGUGGAACAAUUAACGUAUGCAACGUACACCAAAUAAUAUGUGCUAUAAUGAUUCACAGAUCUUGGAAUUUUUCAUGCAGCCGAAAUGUAUAGCAGGAUAUUGUAAAUUCUUAGAAACUGUAAAUCACUCAAAAAACCUUUAAGGUCAAGCGGACAUGUAAAUUAUGUGUAUUAUAAAAUGAUAAUAAAUUAAUGGUAUAAAAUAAAAAUAAAUCAAUAUGGAACGGAUUUGUUUUAAAAUCACACAACUUACUUGCUCAUCCUAGCAAGCCACAAUAUCAAAUUUGCAUACAUUAAUAUUAUCUGGCAAUUUUUUUUCCCAAAACCAUUAUGAAGAAUGAAAUAUUACCUUGUGUAGGCUAAAACACUUCCAUCGACAACACUUGCAUUGAGCCCGCCAUACAUAAUGGAAGGCGCCUCCCUUUCGGACUGGAUCUUUUUCAUGGCAUCAAAAAUAGCUGCAGAAAAUAAACUCAGAAUAAAUGAUAUAUUAAAAAAAUUUAAUUUACAAGAAUUGAAGUUUUGUGUGUCAUCUGGUUGAUAAAUGAAAGAGCCAGGUAGUAAAGCCAAGGUUGCGGCCAGUCCUGGAUUUGCACUGUCGCUGGUCAGAAGCCAAUUAGGCCAGUAGCCACUGCUGCUGUUGAUGAGCUGCGAGAUUGCUGAACGGAAGCUCUCUGCCGUUUGGAAAACUGGGGCAGCCAGACGGUUUAGGGGCAGCUCCACAACUGGCGGCUUCACAUCGCCGUAGAACUUGGCCAAUUCUUGAGGAGGUCCGUCAACUUCGGCUGCGAAAAUGCUAUAUACAAAAAUUAAUUGAUUUUAUUUUUCAAAGCUCUGUAUAUAUUUAGUACAUUUUGUUGUUUGGCUCAUCCAUCUCAGUCAAAAGCUCAUCCUUGAAAAUUUUUAAGAUUUCAACAUUCUCAGGCAAAUUCUUGGUGCGAGCAUGGUCGUAGAAGUUGUAAUCCUUGAAGGUUGCUUCCGACGGUUGUCUACCAUCAAUCUCGUUGGUAAAGCUUGGAUCUUCAACCAGGUACGAUGCCUCUUGGAACAGAAAUCCGGCAAUGCCGUUGCCCCUCCAAAAGCGAAGAAUACUCUGGAAAUUGUAAAUUUUAUGAAAUAAUACAAUUGUUUUUAGUUUCAGUAUAAGUGACACAAAAAAAUUAGCAUAAUUAUAACUCCAGAUUAAAAGAUAAAUAUCGGCUGAUCAUAUGACACUUUCAUACCUUGAGCUCUUUCUGCAGCUUAACAUUUCCCAGGUUCAAAUCAGGCUGAUUAACACCAAACUGGUGGUAAUAGAACUGUUUGCGAGUAUUGUCAUACUCCCAAGCGGACACACUCGAAUUAACCGCAAGCUGUUGGGAAACAUAAUUAAGCACCAAAGACAGCUGUGAAAAAACAGAACUUACCCAGUUGUUGGGUGGUUUGGACUUUCCUUCGAGACCGUCCUUCCAGACAAAGUAGUCGGCAAAAUCACCAGUUUGGUUUUUCGACUUGAUGAACCAAGGAUGCUUGAUGCUGACGUGAUUGAUGUUAAUGCCAAGAACAACUUUGAUGCCUGGAAAAAUAAAACUUUAGAAUUCAAUUGCAAUUAUACUUUGAAAAAAUAAAUACCGAGACUUGCUGCUUUAGCAGAGAAAGUUUUGUAUUCGUCAAAAGUGCCAUAGGUUGGGUUAAUGGCCUGGUAAUCAAUGACACCGCUUGCAUCAGACUUGAGCAAGUUCCUCACCAGCAGUCCUGCAGUCGAGCCCUUUAGAUCAUUAAGCUUCCCAUUGAGUCCUGUCAAAUAAAUUAAAUUAACUUCUGAUAGGAAAUUAAAAUUCUCGUUUUAAACCUGAGAUUCCUCCGUCAGCCUUGGCAACAUCGACCACGGCAAUUUGCCCUUUUUCCCACCAGAGACGGGGCUCUGGGGCAGGGCACUUGGGUGCCACCACGACGAUGAAGAUUGCCCCGGCCAGCAUAGCCAGCCAGGUCAGCCAGAAAAGGAUGAAGAGAAUCCAUCGGAGGCGCACCCAAAACGGAUCGUUGGCGAAUUUCAGCAGCUCCUCCUUCUUCAGACCUCCGGCCAGGGCGGCAGUGCCAAGCUCGAUUUUCGCAUCGCCGUUCGUGCAAGACUCGGCGCUCGGCUUGUAGAUGGUCGCCUUGCAGGUCUUGGUCUCACCCUCGAGCAGCAGUUUUUCCUGCUCGGGCGACUGGGGCGUCGCCUCAUCAGUGCCGCCGUUCUUCAGCUCCGCCAUUUUACUCUGAAUGGAUCAGUAAAUCUGCAAAAUUUUCCUGGUUGUAAUAAUAUGCAGUGUACACAAUAAUCUUCGUUUUUCAGGAAAAAACCCUGCUCGAUUGGCUUAAAUUUUUGAUAGCUUCGGAUUCGGAAAGUGUUUUUUGUCAGAGUAAAAAUACGUAAUGGGCAGUUUUGCUUACCACGAACUGUCCUUUCACGUACGCUCACUGUAUCCAAGCGUGUAUCCCAGAUCUAUCUGUUCACCAAUGUGAUCUUCUAUAAUACUCGAUCCUUGCAAAAAAGGAAAGGGUUAAUGCGCUAAAUUGUCUUGUGACUCGCAGCGAUUGGCUGGUUCAUUAAUUGAACGCACCGAAAAUCCGGCAGAGGCGCUGGUAUCAACCAUCAACCAACCACAGCCCAUGAACCCAACCCUAUGUUAUGUUGUAGUUGUUGCCGCUACGCGACGCCACCCUAUUGUGUUUAUCCAAUACAGACACGAUUCACGUGUAAAAUUUUAUCAUGUUGUUUUGAUUUUAAAAUUUACGACUUUUGCCGGCUGAGGAGCUCGUUUUAAUAAUUAUAUUUUAACUAUGGACAGUGAAAAGUAUCGAGAGAAAAAAUUUAAGAAAAGCUAUUUUAAG